AACUCAGUAUUGAUUGGGGUUUUGUUGAUGAUCAUUCAGUGAAUGUAGUAUUAUCGAGCACAUUUGUGGAUUAAAUUGAGUGAAUAUAGCAUUAUUGAGCGCAUUUGUUGAGUAAAUUAAGUGAAAGUAGCAUUAUCGAAAUUGAUUAUAUCGGGUUUUGGGUUUGUUAGGAAUUGGUUGAAUGGGAGCACAAGAGCAGGAACCCUGGAAAGAUGCAUGCUUGUGGGCAUGAUGCUCAUGUAACAAUGCUGCUUGGAGCAGCUAAGUUACUUCAGAGAAAAAGCAAAGAAAUAAAGGGCACAAUCAAGCUUGUUUUUCAACCUGGAGAAGAGGAACAUGCAGGGGCUUACCAUAUGAUAAAAGAGGGUGCUCUUGAUAAGAUUCAAGGCAUUUUUGGGUUACAUAUUCAACCUCUAAUGCCCGUUGGUACUAUUGGUUCCAGGCCAGGUCCAAUUCUUGCAGGCUCUGGUAGAUUUUCAGUCACAAUUCAUGGAAAAGGUGGGCAUGCUGCGUUUCCCCAUUUGGCCACAGAUCCAAUUCUUGCUGCCUGCUCGGCCAUCCUUGCCCUUCAACAGCUUAUUUCUAGAGAAACAGACCCUCUAGAUGCCAGGGUGGUUACUGUUGGGAUGAUUGAGGGUGGCCAAGCAGCAAAUAUAAUCCCAGAGACAGUGAGACUUAAAGGCACUUUUCGAAGCAUGACUUCAGAAGGUCUAAACUACCUUCAGCAAAGGAUUCAAGAGGUCAUAGAGAUACAGGCUUCGGUGCACGGGUGCACAGCAACGGUAGACUUCAUGCUGGAAAAAAUGAAGCCCUAUCCAGCCACAGUUAAUGAUGAAGCAAUGUACAAACAUGCAAAGAAUGUGGGAGAAACUUUGCUUGGUGAACCAAAUGUGAAGCUUUUUCCAAUGUCUAUGGGAGCAGAGGACUUCAGCUUUUACACAGAAAAAAUGGCAGCUGCAUUCUUCAUGAUUGGGACAAAGAACGAGACUUUGGACCCAAAUACAGUUUGGCAUUCACCCAAUUUGGUAAUUGAUGAGGAGGUUCUUCCAAUAGGAGCUGCCCUUCAUGCUGCUGUUGCAAUUUCUUACUUGUAAUAUUGCUGCUGCUGUAACUUAUUAGAAAUCUUUUAACUAGUUUGGUACUGUUGUGCUUUUUU
Prunus dulcis (almond) is the source of this 1156-nucleotide messenger RNA. RefSeq names its product IAA-amino acid hydrolase ILR1-like 3. The coding region runs from base 213 to 1094 and encodes 293 amino acids. NCBI's taxonomy places the organism in Eukaryota, Viridiplantae, Streptophyta, Magnoliopsida, Rosales, Rosaceae. Gene Ontology annotation, biological process: auxin metabolic process. The record is from RefSeq and is a predicted model, not a curated record. Gene Ontology annotation, cellular component: endoplasmic reticulum. The transcript is spliced from 4 exons. Gene Ontology annotation, molecular function: IAA-Ala conjugate hydrolase activity.